AUGAAGUUCUUUACUGUUCUCGCUAUCCUCUCUGUUGCUGCUUUGGCUACUGCUGCCCCUUGUGGUCAUGGAGACAACAACUCUAACCACGAAGAUAACAGCAAGCACAUCAACAAGGAAAACAACCAAUCUAUUGGUAGCGUUGGUAGCAAGGGUGCCAAUAGUGGUCUUCUCUCUGGUCUUCUCGGUGAUACUCACAUCUUGAGCCAUGAAGAAACGAACAACUAUGUCUCUCAAUCUGCCAAGAACAACUAA
This is a messenger RNA of Gilbertella persicaria, 255 nucleotides long. RefSeq lists its product as uncharacterized. The record is from RefSeq and is a predicted model, not a curated record. The coding region runs from base 1 to 255 and encodes 84 amino acids. Lineage: Eukaryota; Fungi; Mucoromycota; Mucoromycetes; Mucorales; Choanephoraceae. The transcript has 2 exons.